Molecule: messenger RNA, 2889 nt
Organism: Adineta ricciae
Lineage: Eukaryota; Metazoa; Rotifera; Eurotatoria; Adinetida; Adinetidae
Source: the annotation of a GenBank genome assembly
AUGCCGAUGAAACGGGGCCAUGUUUCGGCUCCUCAAAAUACAUUUAUUGAUACAAUUAUACGUAAAUUUGACUCACAAAAUCGCCGGUUUCUUAUAUCCAAUGCUCAAUUGGCUAAUAAACCGAUAAUCUACUGUAAUGAUGCUUUUUGCGAACUAACUGGUUACUCACGUUCAGAUAUUAUUCAAAAGCCUUGUACAUGUGAGUUCUUGUAUGGCAAUGAAACAAAUGACAAAUCGAUUAAACAAAUUCGUCAUGCUCUACAAGGAAGUGAUGAGAAAGAAGUAGAAAUUGUUUUAUAUCGAAAUACUGGUACUAAGUUUCGAUGCUCGGUUUUGAUCGCACCGGUGAAAAAUGAAUCCUGCGAUAUCAUUCUAUUUAUCUUGGAGUUUACUGAAAGUACCGAUCGGAGUCGUCCUCGACGAAUGCCUAAGAUUCGUGAAUACUCGAUUAGUCCGACAAGUGGAAUUCGCAAACGUUCGUGGUUAGAUAUGAUAAAUCCUCUGUCAAGAAAUCGGCCAGUACAGAAGAGCAAUCUCUCAGCUGAUGAUGCAAAUGAAUGUGACACUCCGACUGUCUCCAUUGAAACGCCAGGAUACACAGCUUUGAAUCAUAAAAUGACAACAGCGAUUCAUUUGGAUGAAGUACAUCCUCCAUCAAGCAAACCUUUUCCACUUGAUUAUAAAAUCAGUCAACAGUCAUCGAUCAGUGCGAAUAAUUUACUCAAACCUGAUAGUAAUCCAUGGAAUACCAAUAGUAACGAUGUGGAUUUGAUGAGAAACAAGUCUCAAAGUAUUAGUAACAUCGCUGAAACUGUUAUUAAGAAAGAAACCAAAGAAUCAAACAAAACAAAGCGUUCAUUUUUGCCGAAUAUUCCACAUCAUAUCGCCCAGAUUCUAUCGUUAGGUGAAGAUAUUGUACCUGACUUUCGUCUGCCUGAUAGUCGUCGUAUUCCACGCACAAUUAUUCUUCACUAUUCUCCAUUUAAAGCAACUUGGGACUGGUUUAUUUUAUUGCUUGUUAUCUAUACAGCUAUUGUUACUCCUUACAUUGCGGCAUUUCUAAUGCACGAAGAUGGACCCAAUCGACAACGCUCACGACCAUCACGUGCUCUGAAUGUUAUUGAGCUUAUUGUUGACGUUAUGUUUAUUAUUGAUCUGUUAGUAAAUCUGCGUACGACGUAUGUCAAACGUAAUGAAGAACUAGUCACACGUGCGAGUAAAAUAGCGAAACAUUAUCUCAAAGGAUGGUUUCUUAUCGAUGUCACUGCGGCUAUACCUUUCGAUAUUCUAUUUUCAUUAAUUCAAACGAAAGGCGGUGGCGAAUCGACAGUAUUAAUGGGUUUAUUGAAAACGGCACGUUUAUUGCGAUUAGUGCGUAUUGCUAGAAAACUCGAUCGCUAUUCGGAGUAUGGUAUUGGAGUCCUAAUUCUAUUAACGGCAACAUUUGCACUCAUCGCACACUGGCUUGCUUGCAUUUGGUACGCUAUUGGACGUCUCGAACGAAAUAAUCAUGGCACUGAAAGAAUGAUUGGAUGGUUAGCCGAAUUAGCUAAUCAUACCCAUCAGUAUUAUAACGAUUCAGAUGCAACAUCUGGUCCAACGAAAACGUCCAAAUAUAUCACUGCUCUUUAUUUCACUUUUUCUUCUCUAACAUCAGUCGGUUUUGGUAAUGUGAGUCCAAACACCAAUAGUGAAAAGGGUUUUUCAAUUAUAAUCAUGCUCGUAGGCUGACUACGUAUUACUUGGCUUGAUGAAUUAGCCCGUACAUCAGGCCAAUCAUAUAAUUGUUCGGUAGUACAUUCACCAAACGACACCAUCUCACUACGAACUGAUCCAAACUUAUGUUUUGGCGGACCUAAUCUUCGUUCAAGAUAUAUCACAGCCCUGUAUUUUACAUUUUCGUCAUUAACAUCAGUUGGCUUUGGGAAUGUUAGUCCGAAUACAAACAUGGAAAAAGUCUUUUCCAUAUUUGUUAUGUUAAUCGGAUCUUUGAUGUAUGCCAGUAUUUUCGGUAAUGUCAGUGCUAUUAUUCAAAGAUUAUAUUCGGGUACUGCACGUUACCAAAUUCAAAUGUUACGAGUGAAAGAGUUUAUUCGUUUUCAUCAAAUACCAAAUCCAUUGCGGCAACGUCUCGAAGAUUAUUUCAAUCAUGCCUGGAAUUACACGAAUGGUAUCGAUAUGAAUAUGGUUCUAAAGGGCUUUCCGGAAUGUUUGCAAGCUGAUAUAUGUUUACACUUAAACAGUCAAUUGUUAAAGAAUUGCGCGGCAUUUAAAGAUGCGAGUGAAGGUUGUUUACGAACGUUUUCGAUGAAACUUAAAACAACACACGCACCCCCCGGUGAUAUCAUAACACAUCGUGGAGAUAUUUUAACAUCGAUCUAUUUUAUUUCCCGUGGAUCGAUUGAAAUCCUGAAAGAUGAUAACGUCGUUGCUAUUCUUAGUAAAGAUGAUAUUCUUGGUGAAAACCCGUUGUUAUAUAGUGAACCGGGAAAAUCAGCGUAUAAUGUUCGAGCGUUGACUUAUUGUGAUUUACAUAAGAUCCUACGAGAAGAUUUACUUGAAGUCAUUGAUAUGUAUCCAGAAUUUGCACAAAGUUUCUGUCAAAAUCUGAAAAUUACACUGACUCUACGUGAUGAAGAGCUGGUGACAAAAUCGAAUGAAUGUCGAUCGAAAUAUUUUCCCAGUGCACAACAAUUUCGCGGAAGUACAUCGUGUAAUCGAACCGAAGAUGACAACAUAUCCAUUAUGGCACCACACCAAUCCUACUUCGACGAAUAUCCGAGCGGAACAGGUAAUUUAUCUUUCAUCUUUUCCUCUGAAUCAUCAAGCUUAUAUUCGGAAUUUCAAUCGCAUUUAUUUCGUAAAUUGUACGCGCUAGUGUUUCAUUAG